CUAAAUAUUUUAUUUGUUCUUAAAUAUAUUUCAUUUUUUCCUGUUUUCGUUGUAAUUUCUUUAACUUUGAAUAUGUCGGCAGCAACAAUACCAAUAAAGUUUAGCGUCGGAGAGAUGUCGUUCCGGUAUCAUGAGAUGGAGCUACACUACAAACUGUUAAUGCCCCUCAAUGCAGACUACGAUCCCACCUGGUGCCGGGACACGUUCUUGAAGCAACUGUUUGCCGAAACGUAUGCAGGAUCGGACUUUGUGAGCUCUGAGUCGUCGUCCUCUUCAUCAGUCCCGUGGGAGUUGUUCACUGUGCAGCCAGAUGAACAGGUGUCUGUGGACAGCCAUCUGGAAAGCAAUCCACAAUCAAGCAGCUCCCACCGAUUGAUGACUGAAAUCUCUGAUAUGAGAAUGACUCUCGAUGCUUUCAGUAUGGGUGUGCCUUCGGGUCGCAUGGACAUGAGAAAUGACGAUCUGUUGAAGCGCUCGUCGUUGUUCUUCAUGGUUGCGCGUGUGAUGAACAAGCUGCGGAUCAUGCAGACAAUCUCCUCAGACAGGGCCGGCAUGAAGUUGAGCCAACUGCCACACAAGCUAUUCACAUGGUCCUUGGAUGGGCUAUUCAAGCGCUGCGCACUGCCCAGUACCUUAUAUCUGGACGUGCUGGUGCGUAAUUACGAUGAAAAUGUCCUGGACUGGGCCAAGUUCAGCACAGAUUUGCUGGAAAUUCUGCGCUACUAUAAGUACUUCUUGACGGUCACAUACAACAACAAGGGAAAUCAAAACAGAAUGAGGGCCAUAUUGUGGGACCAACAGCAGCUGCUCAAUAUUGUGGAGCAGCUGGACAGCAGUCUAAAUGUCACAAUGAGCACAUUGCAGAAAAUCGAAGACGAAUCGCAACAAAUCACCAAACAAGUCACAAACGAAUUAACACGAAAUUCACUCGACAGCUGCAUAAGACGCACUGCGGAUGAGAGAGUGCUUAAGCCAAUCGAAUGCCGUUAUGCGCGCGCAUACUAUAAAACCCUGGCUGAGAUGCAGGCCAUGAAGGACGAAGUGCCUAUCGUCCAGCUGGAGAAGGAAAUUCAGGAUCUCAAUACUGCUAUAUCGAGCGAUUCCAGUGCCACGUAUGUUGCCAUCGUGGUCAACAGAUCUAUCAUAGAGAAGUAUGGUCAACGGCAAGUUGAAAUAAAUGAAAAACUUUUGGUCGAUCUGGAAUAUUGGAACAAUCAGAUAUACGUGAAAAAUGCUCGUUUGACAAGGCUACGCGAUGACUAUAAGGAGGUGCAGGCAAAUAUUGAUUUCAUGCGCCAGAAAAUUGAUGAGGUGGAGCUUCAGAUCGCCACCGAAAAUCAGUCCAUGCGUAAUUCUUUGACAGGGGCAAUCAAAGACAGUGGAUCAAAGCAAAAUGGAAGCAAAUUGUCUGUGUUGAAAAGCAAUCUGAAAUCGACAUCGACCGUUAAGAAAAGAUUUGGCUUUAGUCCGAAACCUAGGGGAUCCAUAUCAAGGGCAUCUAAAACGAAGCUAACUUAAGCCCAAGUAGUAAUUGAAAGUCUAGUCUGCUGAAAUUCUGUGAAGCCCAUCGACAAUCUUACAAUCAGCUCGUUCGGAAGCUUCUUUGAAAACUGUUCAUAAUCAAAUUUAACAGAACAAUUUGAUUAUAAACAUUUUUCAGAGCAGAUUCGAGUGUGUACUGAAUAAUGGAGAUUCAAGAACAUAGUGUACAUAGCUGUUGUACAGAAUAAAGCCUACAAGGACAGAAAUCGAAGUUAAACGCUUUUCUGUAAGCAGC
This is a messenger RNA of Drosophila hydei, 1777 nucleotides long. RefSeq lists its product as uncharacterized. The transcript has 3 exons. The record is from RefSeq and is a predicted model, not a curated record. Bases 73 to 1518 code for a protein of 481 amino acids. NCBI's taxonomy places the organism in Eukaryota, Metazoa, Arthropoda, Insecta, Diptera, Drosophilidae.